UCUUAUUUUAAAAUCUCAACUUCGCCAUUGCCCUUCACAUUGACUUCUCAACUCUCACACUGUGACACAGUCUUCUUCUUUACUCUCCGGUCAAUAUAAAUUAUGACAUAAAAUAAAGAAUUUUUAUUAACCCUUCUAAGUCUUUGAUUUAAGCUUAAUUUAUCCCCCUUCACCAAUUCAUCAUGACCAAUUCUUGAUCCAAACAAUCCUUAUUUCCUGCUCAAUUUUUCAAAAUUUCCAGUUUCCAAUUUCAUAUCUUGUUUUUAAGGCAUACCCAGAUAGAAAAAACAGCAAAAAAUGGAGUCUAACGAUGAAUCAUCUCACGUUAAAGUAGUUAUAAUCUCAUUCCCACCACCAAAUAACCCAUCUUUAGGCAAAACCAUCACUGCUUUUACACUCACUAACACUGAUCAUCACCAUCUUUUCCCCCACCAAGAUCAAGUCUUUGAAGCCCCAGUUGAAUCCCCAUCAAUCCCACCACAAAACCCACAAAUUCAAUCCUCAUUUUCACCUCUCUUUUUCACUACACCAAUCAAGCUUUUUUUGUUCUUGGCUAUUUCUUUUUUUGCUGUUAUUGCCUUUAGGUCCCUGUUGUUUUCAAGUACCCUUCAAGAAUUAAAGUCUUCUGAAUCUGAUAAUGAUGAAAAGACUCAAACUUUUAUCUUUCCGUUGUAUCAUAAAUUUGGUAUUGGUGAGGUGGCUCAGAGGGAUGUUGAGCAUAAAUUGGUUAGGUUUGUUAAUAAGGAGAAUUUGGUGGGUUCAGUUGGGAUUGUUAGUAAAAAACAUAAGCUGGGUUCUUUAAAUGGUGCUUCUUUGGUGGAUUCUUCAACUGUUUUUCCUGUUAGAGGCAGUGUUUAUCCUGAUGGAGUAUAUUUCACAUACAUACUUGUUGGGACCCCUCCAAGACCUUACUAUCUUGAUAUCGACACUGCAAGUGACUUAACAUGGAUUCAAUGUGAUGCUCCAUGCACCAGCUGUGCCAAGGGAGCCAAUGCUUUGUACAAACCAAGAAGAGACAAUAUUGUAACGCCAAAGGACUCACUAUGUAUGGAACUUCAAAGAAAUCAGAACUCGGGAUAUUGUGCAACAUGCCAACAAUGUGAUUAUGAGAUUGAAUAUGCAGAUCAGAGCUCGUCAAUGGGAGUUCUUGCACGGGAUGAACUUCACCUAACGAUGGCAAAUGGAUCUUCGACCAAAUUAAAAUUGAAUUUUGGGUGCGCAUAUGAUCAGCAAGGCUCACUCUUAAACACUCUGGCGAAAACAGAUGGGAUCCUUGGAUUAAGCAAAGCUAAAGUUAGUUUACCUUCUCAGUUGGCAAGCAAAGGAAUUAUUAAGAAUGUCUUGGGUCAUUGCCUCACCAAUGAUGUUGAUGGUGGUGGGUAUAUGUUCUUAGGUGAUGAUUUUGUACCACGGUGGGGCAUGGCAUGGGUUCCCAUGCUUGACAGUCCAUCAAUAGAAUCAUAUCAGACACAGAUUCUGAAGUUGAAUUACGGAAGCAGCCCACUCAGUUUAGAUGGUCAGGACAGAAGAGUCAGAAAUAUUGUGUUUGACAGUGGAAGUUCCUAUACAUACUUCACAAAGGAAGCAUACUCUGAGUUGGUUGCUUCGCUCAAAGAGGUAUCUGGCGAUGCACUUAUCCAAGAUACAUCUGAUCCAACACUGCCCUUUUGUUGGCGUGCAAAAUUCCCGAUCAGAUCUGUUUCAGAUGUGAAGCAGUACUUCAAGACUUUAACCCUUCAAUUCGGAAGCAAAUGGUGGAUUAUCUCCACCAAAUAUCACAUUCCUCCAGAAGGCUAUCUAAUCAUCAAUAAUAAAGGCAAUGUCUGCUUGGGUAUUCUUGACGGUAGCAAUGUGCAUGACGGAUCGACGAUUAUACUUGGAGAUAUAUCAAUGAGGGGGCAAUUGGUGAUAUAUGACAAUGUUAACAAGAAAAUUGGAUGGACUUCUUCAGAUUGUGUGAAGCCCAAUUCACUCGACAGCCUACCCUUCUUCGAGGGAUAAGAUAAGAUAGCCUAUUUUUGUAACUCUAACUCUAACUUAUACAUAUUACCCCACCUUUGUAAAUAUUCUCCAGACAGAGCCUCAUACUUCAUUGUCAAUACCAUUUGUUAGUAUCAUUAAUAUAACCUAACUUCUAUUA
Messenger RNA from Mercurialis annua (annual mercury), 2140 nucleotides. RefSeq names its product aspartyl protease APCB1. The transcript has 9 exons. Bases 298 to 2001 code for a protein of 567 amino acids. The record is from RefSeq and is a predicted model, not a curated record. NCBI's taxonomy places the organism in Eukaryota, Viridiplantae, Streptophyta, Magnoliopsida, Malpighiales, Euphorbiaceae. Gene Ontology annotation, molecular function: aspartic-type endopeptidase activity. Gene Ontology annotation, biological process: proteolysis.